AUGAAAGUCGCUUCAGUCGUUGCUAGUACAGCCGCAAUCCUCGCCUUGACCAACGCGGCAGCGAUCCAAAAUCAAGUGGCAGCAUCGGGCGACAUUGAAAAACGUGAUCUUAGUGCGUUUCUAAAUGGGAUAUUGAGUGCCUUGGGCUCGCUAUUUGGAUCUAGCAGUGGAAGUGGAAGUGGAUCUUCACCAACUACAACCACCACUGGAGCACCAGCACCAACUACCGCAGCUCCAACUACUGCAGCACCAACUACCGCAGCGCCAACUUCGGGCAGCAGUGGUAGCAGCGGAACCCUGGCCUUUGAUGGGUUCUUGAACAACUUGGGCUGCUGGCUCAGCGGAUGGUUAGGCAAGAGGGAAGGCGAACAACUCCCAUCGUUGAAUGUUUCACUCCCCGUUUUGAAAAGAGGUAUAUGUGCUAUCUUGGAUGGUGAAAUCGAAGAUUCCAAACAUGGAUUCGAUAACCUUUUGCAGAUCUUGGGUGUUAGCGAGGAAGACGCUUUGAGUGGUGGUUUUACCUCUGACUAUACCAUGACCCAUUGGCUCGGUUCCUUGGGUCUUAUGUAUAUUGAUGGCGAGAAUGGUGACGACGAGUAG
Molecule: messenger RNA, 600 nt
Organism: Lodderomyces beijingensis
Lineage: Eukaryota; Fungi; Ascomycota; Pichiomycetes; Serinales; Debaryomycetaceae
Source: the annotation of a GenBank genome assembly